CUUCUCCACCCUUUCAGCGAGGAUCUGUAAUUUACACGACAACAGCAGGGCACCCAUCGGAUCUCCAUUGGACUCUGCGCUGGAUCUCCCACAGCGCUGCUCCUGCUCCUGCUCCUGCUGCUCCUGCUCCUGCUGCUGCUGCUGCUGCUGCUGUUGCUGCUGCUGCUGCUCCAUCACCAAACGCUCAACGCCAAAGCAGGAGAAGAAGCUCUGAUUUCCGUGCCAUGUGUAGAACGACACGUAUGUGUGAAUUCAUGCGGUGACAGCGGAGGGGGAAUGGAGCAGUUGUCAUCAAAUUCCUGCAGACGCGCCGACGGUGAUAAAGGGGAGGCUGUCGUGUAGAGAGAAGACCUUCAUACGCAGCAGCCAAUCCGAGAGAUUCGUUUUCAUUGCCAGCGAAAAGGAUCAGUGGUCAGGUGUCGCCUUUCAUUUCAACCACAACAAUGGGGGAGCAGCCCAUCUACAGCACGCGGGCCCACGUCUUCCAGAUUGACCCCAACACCAAGAAGAACUGGCUGCCCACCAGCAAACAUGCGGUCACUGUCUCCUACUUCUACGACAGCACACGCAACGUCUACCGCAUCAUCAGCCUGGACGGCACUAAGGCAAUAAUCAACAGCACCAUCAGUCCCAACAUGACGUUCACAAAGACCUCACAGAAGUUUGGCCAGUGGGCGGACAGUCGAGCUAACACUGUCUACGGCCUGGGAUUCUCCACUGAGCAUCAUCUAUCCAAGUUUGCAGAGAAGUUUGCAGAGUACAAAGAAGCAGCACGGCUCGCUAAAGAGAAGAGUCAAGAAAAGAUGGAGAUGGCCACGUCUCCUUCUCAGGAGUCUCCAGGAGGUGAGCUCUCGUCACCUUUGACCCCUGUGACUCCGCCCAUGGAAAACAUCAACGGCACAGAUGAAAUCUGUGACACGACUCCCAACUCAGACACUCGUCCCGAGCCGGCGCAGAACGCCCUGGCCUUCACACACAGCCCCGCCAUGACAAAACACUGGGAGGCUGAGCUGGAGGCACUAAAGGGGAACAAUGCCAAGCUAACGGCAGCUCUGCUGGAGUCCACAGCCAACGUCAAACAGUGGAAACAACAACUGGCUGCCUACCAGGAGGAGGCCGAGAGACUACACAAACGGGUGACAGAGCUGGAAUGCCAGAGCAACCAAACCCCGGUGAUCAAAUCACAAAAGACUGAACUGAACCAAACCAUAGAGGAGCUGGAGACUACGCUAAGGGAUAAAGAAGAGGAAAUGGAAAAGUUGAAAGAGGAAUUGGAAAACAUGAACGACCUGAUGGAGCAAAAAGACACUCUUACCCAGAAACUUGAGGAGACGGAGCUGCGCAGUCGGGUGCUUGAGGAGCAGCUGGCGGGCGCGGAGCAGCGGCUAGAGGAGAACCAAGAGGAACAGGAGAAUUUCAGAAAGAGCCUGCGGACGCUGCUGGAGAUGCUGGACGGCAAGAUCUUUGAGCUGACGGAGCUCAGAGACACCUUGGCUCGGCUCAUAGAGGAGGCCAGCUAGAGAUGGAGCUGCCUAAUCUGCACAGACAGAGCCAUAGGAUAAUUUACACCCUGACAACCCCAAUUCAAACUCACCCACAUCAAUCCCUACCCGCCAUGUCCCACCUUCCCACAUUAAAACUGAGACGCUGCACUGCCCAGUUCUGAUUUUGCUCAAAAGAGGGCAGCUAAUCCCCUGUUUUUACCUUGCAGGCAUCAAGCUCCAACCAACCA
This is a messenger RNA of Seriola dumerili (greater amberjack), 1732 nucleotides long. It is a transcript of the gene homer1b, whose product is annotated as homer protein homolog 1-like. Bases 444 to 1520 code for a protein of 358 amino acids. Gene Ontology annotation, biological process: regulation of store-operated calcium entry; G protein-coupled glutamate receptor signaling pathway. The record is from RefSeq and is a predicted model, not a curated record. NCBI's taxonomy places the organism in Eukaryota, Metazoa, Chordata, Actinopteri, Carangiformes, Carangidae. Gene Ontology annotation, molecular function: G protein-coupled glutamate receptor binding. Gene Ontology annotation, cellular component: cytoplasm; postsynaptic density; dendrite. The transcript is spliced from 9 exons.